Messenger RNA from Strongylus vulgaris, 285 nucleotides. The record is from the annotation of a GenBank genome assembly. Lineage: Eukaryota; Metazoa; Nematoda; Chromadorea; Rhabditida; Strongylidae.
GAUGACGUAGUGAAGCAAUAUGGGGAGAAGAUGAGCGUAUCCGACCGACUUCUGAUGCGAUUCAUGAGUCAUCAUCAAAAGAAGAUGUUGAACGAGAAAUAUGAAGAAAGAGCGAAAAUGAGGAAUAAAUGGACGCAAACUACAACGCAAUUCAAAAUGGCCUCUGUGCAAACAGCAAACAAAUACGAAGAGCUUCUCGUUCCUCCUCCUACGGAGGAGGAAGAGGAAAUUCCAUCAUCCAGAAUAGCUAUGAAAAGGCUUUACAUCUAUAAUACAGGAGAGUAG